AUGUCAAUUCAAUUCAUGAAGCUUGAAAAGAUAUACUUAGCCAAUGUUGUUCUUUACUUGAAUGACAUAGACUCAGCAAUAAACUUUUGUUGCAUCAACACAAAAUGUUUUGACGCUCUCCAAAUCAUUCGAAUUAAUCCGCAAUACAAAGUUGCUCGUCGUGGCGUUUUUGAAAAUUACACCGAGUCUAAACAGUCCGAGUACACCACAUACAAAAGAAUAGCAAAAUUGUUUAGUAACUUAGAAACCUUUGUUGUUCCCCAAGAAUCCCUCCAACUGACUCCAAAGUGUGCUGAACAUAUCGUCUUGACGUCUUAUAAUGGAACCAUUCAGAUACCAGACAACAUGACGGAUAGACUUGUCGAAAUCACAAUCGGCAUCAGAGGUUUUGCGCUUAAUUUAGACCAAUUUCCAUUCCUUCGAAAGGUGCACUUCACCGCAAUCAUUGCGCAGAAACUCGAGAAUUUCUUUGGCUCCAAAGCGAAGCGCUACGACUUAGUAGAAGUCACUCAUCAAUAUUACAGCAACAACGAUGUCGGCUUCUACAAAAAAGUGAAUCUAUUCAACUUCGGAAAGUUUGUUGUGCGUUUCUACAAUAUAGGUGACCUCAAAGCAGUAAUCGACGAAUUUCCAGAAUUCACAACCAUCGCUAUUUCGUGUGUAACAAGUGUUGGCGAACUGAUAUACCCCAACACUUAUUUAUUCUCCCCUAACAACAAAGUGUUCCAAUUUUCAAGCGAUAUCCCUGAAAACGUUAUUCAGUUGUAUGCAUUUGGGUGUGUCCAAGUAACCAAAAACGCCGAUUUGGAUCUUUCAAAAUUCCCCGCACUCUAUGACCUUGACAUUUCGGUUGCAAAAAACGUCGAUUUACCAACAACUUUAACAGCAUUAACAACCACAAGAGUGGUGGAUGUGACAAGUUGUGUAAAUCUUGAAAAACUUGAAACAAGUGGGUGUGUGUGGGAUGUCAUUCCAAGUAGUGUCAAAGAGCUCAUUGUCACUGAUGGUAAUGUGAAUUCGCUUGACUGUAAUGAACAUUUGAUUUCUCUGACAUUCUCAAAUGAGGUGAGUUACAAAAAAGGGCAGAAAGAGCGAUGCGACAAACACGACGGGAGAACCAAAGCGGUGUUUGCACUGCCUUUAAAAAAUUGCGUCAACUUGAAAUCAGUCUCUAUUAACGAAUUCAAAAUUACCAACUCGUUCACCCAUUUGACUAAUUUGAAGGAACUCGUUUUGACCGAGUGUAGUGUGGAUGAAAUCGAUGCUGACAAAGUGUUUUACCCAAACAAUUUGGUCUCAUUGAAAUGCAGACACUCACAACUUCCAAAAGUCGAAACUACACAACACCUCACAUCGAUGUGUGUUGCUGGGUUCUUUGCCAAAAGCGCGAUCGACAUCUCGAUGUACACAACACUAUGCGACGUGAAAUUACGAUCAUUAAAUGUCGAUGUUAAAUUGCCAAUGAUCAGACGCCUUGAGAUCAAUGCAAGUCGCCACGCCUUUGAUUUGAAGUAUUUAAGUACACUUGAAAUUAUUGUGCUUGACAAGUUUAGUGGAAGUAUUGUAUUGCCAACGACCAUUAAAACUAUAGUGAUGAACAACUCGAAUCCGACCGUCACAAAUAUCGAUGAUAUUCGUCCUCAAGUAUUUUUGAAUGGAUCGACGCUCCGCCAUUCGCAAGUCUCUCCUGUUGUGUUUUAA
Messenger RNA from Entamoeba invadens IP1, 1701 nucleotides. RefSeq lists its product as hypothetical. The coding region runs from base 1 to 1701 and encodes 566 amino acids. NCBI's taxonomy places the organism in Eukaryota, Evosea, Mastigamoebida, Endamoebidae. The record is from RefSeq and is a predicted model, not a curated record. The transcript has a single exon.